Plasmodium malariae is the source of this 1599-nucleotide messenger RNA. RefSeq names its product protein kinase, putative. Gene Ontology annotation, molecular function: protein kinase activity; ATP binding. Bases 1 to 1599 code for a protein of 532 amino acids. The transcript has a single exon. The record is from RefSeq and is a predicted model, not a curated record. Gene Ontology annotation, biological process: protein phosphorylation. NCBI's taxonomy places the organism in Eukaryota, Apicomplexa, Aconoidasida, Haemosporida, Plasmodiidae.
AUGAGUAAAUGGAGUUCACUAAAAAGUAAAAUAGUGUGGCCUAAUGAAUUCGUUUAUGUAAUUGAGAAUGAAGGAUAUGAUAACAAAUAUGGUCAUAGUUAUAUUGUAAAAUAUAAUGGAAAUAUAGUACAUAAAAAUUUUAAAAAGAGAUUACAUAAAGUAGAAAAGUUACUGAAGGUUACAAAUAAUAUAUGUCAGGAUUUAGAGGAAAAAAAUAAUCAAUACGAUUCCGACGGUCUCGAAUAUGACAACAAUGUUUCAGAAGAAAUUAAUAAUGCAAAUCAAAUAUUAUUAAGAUUAAAUGAUAAAAAGGAAUUUAUUAAUGAUAAACUUUCUAAAAUUAAUACUAUUGAUGAAAAAUAUGAUAUAAUAAUAAAAGAAGAGCCUUGUUAUAUAUUUCGCCUGGAUUUGCCUUAUCUUAACGUGGAAGAGGAUUAUUUAAUCGCGUCUUUGAAAAAAAAGUAUUUUCAUGAAUAUUACAUGAACAGAAAAAAGAAAGGGAAUCAUUAUUCAGGUAAAAAUAAAUCACGAGGAAAAGAAAAAGAGAAAGAGAAAGUGAAGGAAUAUAAAACCUAUUUAUAUAAUAUAAAAAUAAUGGAAUGUGAGGAAAGCAUAGUAGGUAAUAGAGAAUUUAUUUUUUCCGAAGCAAACUCUGAACAUCUCAAAAUAAAUACUCUUAUUAAUGAAGGAAAAAGCAUACGAAGUGCACUAUACGAGUACAAGGGCUACUGUCUCGAUUCGCUUAGCGACGAAGAGGAUAAUGAAGAAGAUAACGAGGCGGAUGACAAAGGAACACACCCAAAUAAUGGACAAUCACCUGAACAAGUCAGGAAAAAGGAAGAACAAAUGAACGGCCAAAAUAAGAAAGAAAUAACUUAUGAAACGUUAUGCAUUCUGCCCUACUGUGACAUAAUAAAAUUAAAAAAAAAAGAAUUUAACACAGAGAAUACUGUUGCCGGAUUUCUAACCCCAUAUCUCCUCAACGGAAAUGUGAGGAAAUAUAUUGAAAAUAUUCAUCAGUAUAUAAAAUAUAAGAUUGAUGAUGAGAUUAUUUUAAAAAAUUUAACUAAUAUUAUAAAAUUAAUGGCUUUUUUAAAAGAAAAAAGUUUAUUCCAUGGAAAUAUAAAACCGAGUAACCUUUUCAUUAGUAACAAUGGUCUUCAUUUAUUAAUAGGAAACUUUAUUCCUAAAUUGAAAUUAUUAAAUUAUUAUUUUUAUGUUAUACAUAUGAGAAGAAAAAUACCAAGGUAUAUAUCACCAGAACUACUUGCAUAUUUAAAAAAAAAAAGAAUUAUAUCUAAAAGUAGGAUGAAGCAAAACAAACAUAUAGAUAAGUUCUUUUUUAAAAACGAUGUAUUCUGCUUAGGUUUAUCUUUUUAUUAUAUUAUAACUAUGAAAGAGGAUAUACUAUACUAUAUUGACAAUCCUCAUGUUUUUCAAUUUAAUGUGGACAGUGCACAAUCGUUUAUUACAAGACCAGAAUUGUUUUUUCUUUUAAAGCAUAUGUUAACUUAUGAACACAAGCAACGACCCGAUUGGCCCGCUUUGGCCAUAAUGGUCAAUCAGAUCAGGGGAAGCAGGAAAUUAAAAGGUAAUUAA